AUGCACUGCGCCUCCUACUCCGGCUGCAGCCACUUUUCUUUCCACUUGGACUCUGGAGAAUGCACUCUCUGGUCUUCCUUCAACACCUACUCCUCCGGCUCCUCCACCCAGGGCCUCGUCUCCGGUCCCGCCUUCUGCGACUCCGAGGAGAUUUGCUUCGAGCAGUCGGACUACGUGGGCCACAACGUGGAGGAGGACGAGAGCGGCGAAGUUGCUUCUGCUGCUGCUUGCCAACUCCGCUGCAGAGAAAACCCAGACUGCCACUUCUGGACUUGGCUACGCAGCAGCAAAGGCUGCUACUUGAAGGACGCAAAUGCGCUUCUCGGCCGCACCAACGACGCCUCCUCCCUCGGCAGGUUCUCCGGGCCCAAGUGGUGCACCGUCAGCUACGGGUGCAUCUACGCAAACGCAGUGUACAGCGGAACUGCGCUGCAAAGUCUGGAAGCAGAAGACUACGCGAGCUGCGGGGCCAGCUGUGGGGCGAAUCCGUUUUGCUCGGCCUGGACUUUCCACCCCGACUUGAAUCUUUGUUCUCUUUUUUCCGGCUCUGUCACUCUUUCCAAAAAGCCAGUCCGCGGGGCCCUCUCUGCUGAGAAGGACUGCCUCAAGGAAAGCCAGGAAGAGACCAGCUGCUUCGAACAGGGAAUCCAGUACGCCCUCGACAAGGUCGUCAAGGUAACCUGCAGCAGCAGCACCAGCAGCAGCAGCAGCAACAGCAGCAGCAGCAACAGCAGUAGCAGUAUCAGUAGAACCCGAUACUGUACUGCAGCUGCGGCAGCAUUAGCAGCUGCAGCAGCAGCAGUAACAGCGCGGACAAACACUGCAGCAGAAGCAGCAGCAGCGCCAACAGACCCUGCAGCAGCAGCAGCAGCAGCAGCAGGAGCAGCAGCAGGAGGAGGGUUUGUGUGUGUGUUUCAGAUUGGAGAGGCGUCUUCGGCGUUUGAGUGCUACCUGCAGUGCCAGCAGGAGUCGAGCUGCAACAGGUGGACUUUGAAGAACGGGGAGAGCUGCGUGCUGCUGGGCGACAGCAGCAGCAGCAGAAGCAGCAGCAGCAUGGUGUUUGACCCGCUGAGCGUGUCGGGGCCCCGCGUCUGCGGCAGCCAAGUACCCCUCGCCCGCGCCGUCAGCAGCGAGGGGGCCCCCCUGGCCUCGGCCACAGUCUUUUCGCCGCAGGGCUGUUUGCAGCGGUGCAUGCAGACCCCGCAGUGUGAGAACUGGAGUUUCUUGCUGGGGGCCCCCACGAACUGUUUGCUGUUCGACAAAACUGCCACUUUUGAGCCUGGAAAUGCCAUUUCUGGCACGCUUCCCAGGGCCUUUCUGGCCUCUGCAUGCAGCUUCGAAAAUGCACAAGUCCUCGGAACUGCUGCAGUGGCUUCAGCAGCAGAGUGCGCAGCAGACUGCCGCGCGCACCCGCUCUGCAGGGCGUGGACUGCGCAGCUGCGGCGGGGGGCCCCCGCGGCGCAGGGGGGGGCCCCCGCAGCUAGCCAGGGGGGCCCCCCGGGGGCCCCCGCGGCGCAGGGGGGGGCCCCCAGCAGCCAGGGGGGCCCCCAGGGGCCCCGGAACUACGUGGCCUGCAGCUUGUUCGAUGACGACAGCAGCCCCGUGGCCGUGCCCAGCCCCGACAGCUUCUGCGGAACUGCUCUGGACCCCGAAAGCCUCAAAUUGGAAACUUCUUUGGAGUUCGAUCCUGCUGCUGCUCUCUUCAGCGAGCUGCUGCCGCUGGCGGAGUGUGCAGGGGCUUGUGCGCGCAGCGCGGGCUGCGAGGCGUGGGUGUUUGAGUUGGGGGGCGGCUGCACGGGGCUGGCAGCAGCAGCAGCAGCAGGGGAGCAGCAGCAGCAGGGCGCUGCUGCGGG
Molecule: messenger RNA, 1853 nt
Organism: Eimeria tenella
Lineage: Eukaryota; Apicomplexa; Conoidasida; Eucoccidiorida; Eimeriidae
Exons: 3
Biological process (GO): proteolysis
Cellular component (GO): extracellular region
Molecular function (GO): protein binding
Source: RefSeq, a predicted model, not a curated record